AUGUUCGAUUACCCGCCGCUGUUGAAAUGGUUUAUUUCGGGAAGCGGACGGGGGAGAGCUUCCAGGGGCCGCACCGCACCGCAGCUCUCCUGCUCUGUGCGCUGGAGCCAUGUGCGCGCCUCGGCGCUACACGCUUUUGCCUACGCAAUCAACGACGUAAUGAAGACUGAGCACUUUUACCUCACGCUCAUCUCUACGCGGGCGCGGAGAGGCGCGCAGCCCCCGAGCGUGCGCCACCGCUCCUUUCCCGCGCUGCCUCCCGCACAACCCGCACAACUCGCAGCAGCUUUUGCCUGCGCCAAGCGCGACUCGCCCGAAACGCCCAAGCCAAGCCUCCAGAGGACAGGGCGAAACUCUAAGCUCGUCCUGCUCCAGCGGCGUGCUUUUGGGGAGGCAUGGCUGGGCCAAGUGUCCCCGUUUGCUGUAGGGGCUGUCACCACAGAUGUCGAGGCCUUACGGGGACACCUCUCAGCGCACGUCCCGUGCCCACCGCUGCGCAAGGUCGCACCGCAUCUCCUGUGGCGUUCAGGGCAGGCCCAGUUCUGCUGGGAGACAAUCGCAGGUCAGAAGACACGCUCGCUCGGGUUUGCCUCCUGUGCGCAAGAGGAGGGAAGCACAGGAGGAACAAGGGUUCGUGCCCGACGCUGGGCCCCACGCCUGCAGUUCACGGUGGCAGAUGCCCCGCUCCCUGCCUCCCAUCACGCUGCCCCAGCCCGGGAAGGUUUCUAG
This is a messenger RNA of Zonotrichia leucophrys gambelii, 729 nucleotides long. RefSeq lists its product as uncharacterized. Bases 1 to 729 code for a protein of 242 amino acids. The transcript has 2 exons. The record is from RefSeq and is a predicted model, not a curated record. Lineage: Eukaryota; Metazoa; Chordata; Aves; Passeriformes; Passerellidae.